Beta vulgaris subsp. vulgaris (sugar beet) is the source of this 1704-nucleotide messenger RNA. RefSeq lists its product as uncharacterized. The transcript is spliced from 2 exons. The record is from RefSeq and is a predicted model, not a curated record. Bases 1 to 1704 code for a protein of 567 amino acids. Lineage: Eukaryota; Viridiplantae; Streptophyta; Magnoliopsida; Caryophyllales; Amaranthaceae.
AUGUCCGUGGCGUCUCCAGGAUGCAAACUGGACGCGAAGGUUCGAACCCCAGAAAAUCGUGCUAAUCUCGGAGAUGCUGAUGAUUCAGAAAAGGAAGACGCCGAUGACGGCGAGAAUGACGGUGCUGACCCUUCGAAAGAAUUCGCCCAAGGCCGUCUUGAUGAUCCUAUCCAGCAGCGUCUCCAGCAAUUAGAAGACAUGAUUGCCCGUAUCCCUGGUGUCCCCAGGCCUAUGGAAAAAGCUACUCCUAACAGUUAUGCUGAUUCUCCUUUUGCAGAUCCCAUAGCGUUGAUCGAGGUGCCCAAGAGGUUCUCCGUCCCAUCCAUGAAGCUGUACGACGGCACCACAGAUCCCAACGACCAUGUCGCUCAGUACAAGCAAAGAAUGAUUACCAUCUCAAUCCCGAAGAAUAUGCGGGAAGCAUGCAUGUGCAAGGGAUUUGGCUCUACGCUGACUGGGCCAGCUUUGCAGUGGUUCAUUAAUCUUAAUAACGGGACCAUCUCUCUUUUGCUCAAUUGGUUAAUGCUUUUAAUAUGCAAUUUGCUAGGAAAAGUGUCCAUCCCGAAUUGCGAUGCUAGGACGGCCAUCGAGGCGUUCAGACGUGGUCUGGAUGAGGAAUCGGACCUCUACAAGGAGCUGACCAAAUAUCCAUGUCCGACGUUCGAGGAUGCUCAAGCCAAAGCGUUGGCCCAGAUCAGGCUGGAAGAAGACAUGCAGUCCAGAAAGGCUUAUGCCCAUGCUGACAGCCGGAAGGCAACGUCCAACAAGCAAGCAUCUUGGCGUCAAAAGCCUUAUGAGCGCCCGCAGCAGGUCCAUAGUGUCCGUCAUGAUGGGCCAGUCAAUGACUGGAAAAAUGAUCCCGGUCUUCCCCCCAAGCUAAGCGAAUAUGGUUUCAACGUCACUAUGGGAGGUAUUAUUAAUACUUUACAUUCUUUAGGUUCUGCUGUUAAAUGGCCUUUCAGGAAUGAAAAAUCGACGGCCCAUCGCGACAAAUCCAAAUGGUGCGAAUUCCAUGGAGACCAUGGGCAUCACACUGACGAAUGUGUCGCUCUGAGGCGAGAAGUAUCCCACCUGCUGAAGCAAGGAUACCUAAAGGACUUGCUGACGGAGAAAGGUAAGCAGACGGUGUCGAAGAAUGACGACCGACGUCAACCGCCGUCGUCCCCACCGCACGUCAAGGUAAUUAAUGUCAUUAGUGGUGGUUCAGAUAUCUGUGGACUAACAUAUUCUGCAGCUAAGCGGCAUGCACGAGACGGUCUGAAUCAAGACGCCGUCCCUAAAGAACUCCGUCAUCCCCGUGACGUCGAGCUGGAGGCCAUGCCAAUCACCUUCGAUGACGCCGAUCUCGGCGACGACAGGGACAUACACCAUGACGGUCUGGUAAUAUCUCUAACUGUCAGUAAUUGCUUGCUAAAACGUGUGUUAGUGGACAAUGGCAGUUCAGCAAACAUCCUGAUGAGAGGCGCUUUAGAGGACAUGGGGAUCGAUGAACGUGACGUCAUCCGCAAAUCUACCGUCCUUGUCGGAUUCAGCGGAGAAUCCAAGCACACCAUGGGAGAAGUGACCCUGCCCACCUUCGCCAAGGGAGUUAACAUGCCAACUAAAUUUUAUGUCAUUGACUGCCCUUCUUCUUAUAAUGUGAUUUUAGGCAGGCCAUGGAUCCAUAGCAUGAAGGCUGUCCCUCGUCAUUCCAUCAAUCUCUAA